UUCGUAUGACGCAAAAUGUCGACUGGGCUGCAGGCUAGAAAGUAAAAACAAAUGACAAUGUUAUUGUUAGACUAAGGAUGGUGAUCGGGCCUUGUACUCAUGGAGAACGAUGGGACUGAGAAACAUCCACUGGACAAAACUAUCCCACCUAGCGUAAAACCGGAACUUCGGAGUCUUAGGAAAGAUGACCGCGGCCCUGCGAUCGAAGCAUCACACAUUACAGGCAAACCCUUCCUGCAACCAGAAGCUUCGCAUAUUGCAGGCAAACCCUUCCUGCAACCCGAGACUCCACACUUUGCAGGCAAACCCUUCCUGCAACCCGAGGCGCUAGACAUAGUCGAUGGGAUCCGGCCGUCUAGCAGCAAAACUAGGUCACUGACUCUUCUGCCGGCCAUACAAGAGUCACUGUAUGAAGACAAAGAGGACGUCAGUUUGUAUGAGUCACGCUCCUCCUCCUCCGUCCUCUCGCGCAGACACCACGUGACCUCUCGCGUCAGCAGCAAACCUGCGCUGACGAGCAUAUCCGAAGAGCUGCUGACGCGCACCCCUGACUCUGUUUUCCAAAGGCUCCUGAGUCGGGUGGAGGAGGACGAUGAAGAAGAACACGGGGCGGCUAGACAAACCCGGUCUCAGGGGGCGGAGACUAGGAAAGUUCUGGCCCAAAGUUUCGGGGACACGGCCACGUCAGCACGUGUUGAGCUUAGUUUAGCCCAACUGGACAGUCCGAACGAUGCCUCCUCUCAGUUCCAGACUUCUCUGGGUGGGAGAUCCCACUUUACCACACUGGCAGGCGGCGAAGGCGAAGUGGAACGGGAAAUUGUGCAGAAAAAUGAAACGGAAAUGGAGACGGAUGAAUAUUGCACCGCGCCGGGUCACCAGGUGUCAAUCAUCAACGACAGGUGCAACAGCCACCCCAUCAACCUGCUCCUCCCUGACGGCAGCGAGGAGGCGGAGAUCUUUGAGUCGUCUGUCAGCCGGGGCGCCAUCCCCGGGGCCGGAGAGCAAGCUAACCUGAUGACCCCCGGGCCUGAUGAUCUUGUAUGCCCCCGCCAAGACAUUCGAUACUCCACCUCAUCAGAGCACCGAGUCGACAUAGACCUCCAGCCCAGCUUCCUACCAUCACAGAGCUGUUCGUACUCUGAAGCAAGUAUCACAACACUCGAACACGGCAGGGACAGUGAAGAGAGCUGCCUGGAGCUCCGGGAGCUGCAGCUCAAUGAGGAGACCGUGGGGCGCCCUCUUGAUUGGGGCUGUCAGAACGACGGGGAGAUGACCAGUGGCCAAGAUGUGUGGACAGAGGCCUUCAAUGGGGAGACCGUGGGGCGCCCCCUCGACUGGGGCUGUCAGAACGACGGGGAGCUGACCAGUGGCCAAGAUGUGUGGACAGAGGCCUACCUCAAUGGCGGGGACACGGGCACCGAGAAUCUGUUCUUCACGAUAGGAGAGGAGCAGGUCAUACCCAUGGGGGAUGUCCUCACCUCUACUCGACCUACACUUACCACUGAGGCGGGCGUCUUCAAGCCAGUCGCAUGCAUAGCCAGCCUCAACAUCUACAUCAACCAGAUUGUCCUCGGCUCACUGUGUGAGGUCAUAGUUCAACUUGCACUCAAUAAAGCGAUGCAGGACAUUGAGAAGGACGCUCCACAAAGUGCCAGACCAGCUGAGACGACCGUAUGUGAGGACAGCACGGCCAAACCCGCCCCCGUCUCCUCCCGACCCAAGGGCUCCGGCUCAGAUUCUAUCGUGGGUGAGGCCGCUGGCAGUGGGGCCGACUCGUCUGUCCCGCGGGAGUCCCACUCGGAACACACGACAGGCUCGGCCAGCUCCGAGAGACAGGACAAGGAGUUUAAAGAUAAGGACGCCAAGAAACAAAGAGAGAAGGACACCAGCUCCAAACAAAGAGGGAGAGAACGAGAGAGAAACAAGCGUAAGAGAGACCGGGAAGACAGGGGCAGCUCGGCGGGCAAGCAGCAGAAGUUGCUGAGAAACGCCGUGGGCGACGUUCAGAGGCUGGACAAUGUUCACGUGGCUAGAGAUAGAACCAGCACGGUGUCGGAUGUGCUGAAGAACACCCCCACUGUGUCUGUGGGCCAUCAGGCAACGGUGACAGAGGUUACGGCAACUUUUCAGAAUCAGCCAACCGUGAGGGAAAGUUCCAGGCAGUCGAGCGAACAAACCAGCCGAUCGGAUGACGCGGGUGACGUCAGAGAUCACAACGUCAAGUCCUCGUGUGGCCUGGAAUCACAGACCGUGACCUCCAGCACUGAGGACAGUUCUAUAGGAGACUCCCAGGCCAACAGAACUCAAAGAACCGAGUCCGACGAAACUUUAAACGAGGAGGACAAGUCUGUCGAAGAAUACACCUGGAAUCUAGAGAACAGCAAAACGACCACGAGUCGUUUUGGUAAACGAACCUCCUUGCAUCGAGCCAAAGUGAACGGAGUAGCCAACAGCCACACCAACGUCUCCUGCAGCACCCCCACCAUCAGUGAAAAGACAAACAGUCGUCUUUCCUCCCCUGACCGAGACUCGGUCGAGUUCAACGACGGCCUCCAACAGCGAGAAGAGACGACCACAGCCUCGCUGAAUGAGUCUGUGGAUCUGGAGGAGUCCGUGUAUGAACUGGGGAACAGCGUCGAUCUCCAGAACAGCCCUCCACACAACUCGUCUCACGGGGAUGGGGCACACGUCAAACGCCCGGGGCAACUGAACCCAGCCUCGCUGCCUGUCUGUCAAAUCUUUGACGAGUCUUUUAACCACCCGCCAAAGUACUCGACGGAAAACGUGUCCGGUGAUUGGGACGAAGGCGGCGAGUCACUGAAUGUUUCAGGCCAAGAGCCCCACCCGCCUACUGACGAACAGGCUCGUAAUGUGCACGAAGUCUCUCAGAUGGCUGAAGGGCAGCUCAACAUGCAAUGCUGCGUGGGGGAAGAGGACUCACUGUCUGAGUCCAUUGAUGACAGGAGUGAGCGACUGAAAGACUUGCUCGCGCUGGCCCAAGGUCAAGGCAACAUGGUCAUUAGCCCUGUUCUGGCACCACAAGCCACCAUCAGUGAACAUGGACCUUCUUCCUGCGAGUAUGUUCGUUGUUCAGAAGGAAAGCAACUCGAGGCGUCAAACUUGGGUCAGCAGCACAUUUUGUAUAACUCUCCUCAGGAGAGAGCUGAAGACGGUUCUCAACAUUUGCUAGAAAAGCCGAUUGAUAACCGUUUGACAGCUAUAGAUGCUGCUUGUAAACAUCAUCCAAAUGAUGAGUUGUUUGAGCCUAAAGUUGAUCAACAACCUGAUGAUGAGUUGGAGAUUGAAGAUGUUCGACAGCCAAAUAAUGAGUUGUUAGAGCCUAAAGAGAGUCAACAACUAGAUGAUGAGUUGUCGGAGAAUGAAGAGAGUCAACAACCAAAUGAUGAGUUUUUUGAUAAUGAAGAGAGUCGGCAACCAAAUGAUGAGUUUUUUGAUAAUGAAGAGAGUCGGCAACCAAAUGAUGAGUUGUUAGAGAAUGAAGAGAUUCAACAACCAAAUGAUGAGUUUUUUGAGAAUGAAGAGAGUCGGCAACCAAAUGAUGAGUUGUUAGAGAAUGAAGAGAGUCAACAACCAAAUGAUGAGUUUUUUGAGAAUGAAGAUAGUCAGCAACCAAAUGAUGAGUUUUUUGAGAAUGAAGAGAGUCAGCAACCAAAUGAUGAGUUUUUUGAGAAUGAAGAGAGUCAACAACCAAAUGAUGAGUUUUUUGAGAAUGAAGAGAGUCAAGAACCAAAUGAUGAGUUUUUUGAGAAUGAAGAGAGUCAACAACCAAAUGAUGAGUUUUUUGAGAAUGAAGAGAUUCAGCAACCAAAUGAUGAGUUUUUUGAGAAUGAAGAGAGUCAACAACCAAAUGAUGAGUUUUUUGAGAAUGAAGAAAAUCAGCAAUCAAAUGAUGAGUUUUUUGAGAAUGAAGAGAGUCAACAACCAAAUGAUGAGUUUUUUGAGAAUGAAGAGAGUCAACAACCAAAUGAUGAGUUUUUUGAGAAUGAAGAGAGGCAACAACCAAAUGAUGAGUUUUUUGAGAAUGAAGAAAAUCAGCAAUCAAAUGAUGAGUUUUUUGAGAAUGAAGAGAGUCAACAACCAAAUGAUGAGUUUUUUGAGAAUGAAGAGAUUCAACAACCAAAUGAUGAGUUUUUUGAGAAUGAAGAGAGUCAACAACCAAAUGAUGAGUUUUUUGAGAAUGAAGAGAGUCAAGAACCAAAUGAUGAGUUUUUUGAGAAUGAAGAGAGUCAAGAACCAAAUGAUGAGUUUUUUGAGAAUGAAGAGAGUCACCAACCAAAUGAUGAGUUUUUUGAGAAUGAAGAGAGUCAAGAACCAAAUGAUGAGUUGUUGGAGACUGAAGAGGUUUACCACCAUUUGGAGGCUGAAGAUGACCCUAGCCGAACCUUCGAGGCAGAAAACACAUCGACCAUGUCAACUUACACCCAGGAAACAACGCUAGUUACGGUGUGCAGCUUGAGAAAAGAAGACACUCAAGACAACUGCGAUGACCAGUUAUUUAACUCGGCAUUCACCUGCGAAACAGAACGAGGACAAGACGAUCAGAGUAAAGGUGAUCUUGAGCAUGUCACACAAAACAUUAGUUUAUCUGAUAAAGACAAUGAAAUGUCCGACAAUAUAGAAAACACACAAGCGGAUGAGAUGGCAGAACAUUUAGAUAUCCAGGCAGAAAAGAUGUCGGAGCAUGUACAUGUAGAAGAGACGGAGAAAGAUGUUGAUGUACAGUGGGAAAACAAAGUGGAAGAUGUUGGUUUUCGACGUACUGAUGUAGAAAACGUGAAUUUACAGCAGAAAGGGUUAGUGGAAAGUAUGGAUGUCAAAGUAAAUGAGACUGUGGAAAAUGCAGAUUUACAACCAGAAGAGGAUGUGGAAAAUGUGGAUUUACAACCAGAAGAGACUGUGGAAAAUGUUGAUUUACAACCCGAAAAGGAUGUGGAAAAUGUGGAUUUACAACUAAAAGAUGCUGUGGAAAAUGUGGAUUUACAAGAGGCUGUGGAAAAUGUGGAUUUACAACCAGAAGAGGAUGUGGAAAAUGUGGAUUUACAACCAGAAGAGGAUGUGGAAAAUGUGGAUUUACAAGAGGCUGUGGAAAAUGUGGAUUUACAAGAGGCUGUGGAAAAUGUGGAUUUACAAGAGGCUGUGGAAAAUGUGGAUUUACAACCAGAAGAGGAUGUGGAAAAUGUGGAUUUACAAGAGGCUGUGGAAAAUGUGGAUUUACAACUACAAGAAGCUGUGGAAAAUGUGGAUUUACAAGAGGCUGUGGAAAAUGUGGAUUUACAAGAGGCUGCGGAAAAUGUGGAUUUACAACCAGAAGAGGCUGUGGAAAAUGUGGAUUUACAACUAAAAGAAGCUGUGGAAAAUGUGGAUUUACAAGAGGCUGUGGAAAAUGUGGAUUUUCAACAAGGAAAGGAAGUGGAAUAUAUAGAAGAGAAUGUUGAUGAACUUGAAGGAAGAAUUUUUGAUCCGUGUUUAGAAAUACCUUCAGUAGAAGUUGGUGCAGCUCAAGGAAACAUUGAACUAGAAGGGCUCUUAGAUAAACAGGAAAUAGAGCUAAGAAGGUAUCUCGAUGAACAACAUGAAGAUCAAGUAGGGCAUAUUCAUAAAGAGGACGUAAAGUUUACAGGGCAUCUAGACCAACAAAAAGUGCAGCUAGCUGGGCAUCGACUUAAACAGGAAGAAGAGCUAGCUGGGCAUCUUGAUGAACAGGAAGUGGAUCUAGCUGCACAGCUUGAUGAACAGGAAGUGGAUCUAGCUGCACAGCUUGAUGAACAGGAAGUGGAUCUAGCUGCACAGCUUGAUGAACAGGAAGUGGAUCUAGCUGCACAGCUUGAUGAACAAGAAGUGGAUCUAGCUGCACAGCUUGAUGAAAAGGAAGUAGAGCAAGCUGGGCUUCUAAAUGAACAGAGAGAAAUGCUAGGUGUGCGUUCAAAUGAACAGGACGAAGAGCCGGCUGAGCAUCUUGAUGAACAGGAAGAUCUAGCUGUACAGUUUGAUGAGCAGGAGGUAAAAGUAGCGCUAGCUGUGCAUCUUGAAGAACAGGACGAAGAGCUAGCAGGGUAUCAAGAUGAACAGGAAGAAAAGUUAGUUGGGCAUUAUUAUGAACAGGACGCAACGCUAGCUGGGCAUUUUCAUGAAUAUGAUGAAGACCUAGCAGGGCAUCUUGAUGAACAGGACGAAGAGCUAGCUGGGCAUCUUCAUGAACAGAAAGUAGAACUAGAUGGACAUCUUGAUGAACAGGAAAUAGAGCUAGCUGGGCAUCUAAAAGUACUGAACAAAGAGCUAGCUGGGCAUCUUAGUGAACAGGACGAAGAGCUAGCUGGGUAUCUCGAUAAACAGUACGAAGAUCUUGCUGACCAUGGUGAUGAACAAGAAGCAGAGCUAGAUGGGCACUUUGACGAAAAAUGUUAUUUACAUGUGCAAAACGAUCAGCUGGAAGAAACCGCUGAAAAUGUCCUCCAAAUACCCAGCCAACAUUUUGACAUGAAGGAAGAAAAGGUACAGCAUGAAAAGUUAGAAUUCACCGUGAGCUACGAAGAUCAUGAAAUUACAGAAUGUGUAAUCGAAAUAAGAAGCCAUUUAGAUCCUACAACAAUUUCUGGUGUCGUGGAAGUUGAUGGAGGUGAUACAGCAUUGCACACUCACACGGAGUCUAUGGCAGGCUGUCUCCAAAAGAAGGACACAAUAGAUAAUGGUCCAGAAACAAUUUCAAGCGAAAUAGCCUUACAAGAUGUCAUAGAAAAGAAUGAAAGUGACGAAAUGUCAAUUGAACAGUUACAAACAGAAGAAGCUCGACCGUGUGAACAUGUUAUAGACGAGGAAUCAGAGCAGUGUGAAGAUGGUUUUUACCAGGACAGGGGCAGUACCGUGAAUGAGACUGCAACAAAACAAGGCGAUAACACUGACCAGAUACCUGACACGGAUAGACCGAGUCAAAUCCCUGGGGCUGCACACUUGGACGCUGGGAAUCUUCUGUCUUCAUCCACUCGAAACAUAGGUGAGAUGGAUGUCUUGCCUGUCUCGUCAGCAGAUAUGGAUGUCUUGCCUGUCUCAACAACAGAGAUGGAUGUCUUGCCUACCACAACAGCAGAGGUCGAUGUCUUGCCUGUCACGACAGCAGAGAUGGAUGUCUUGCCUGUCUCAACAACAGAGAUGGAUGUCUUGCCUACCACAACAGCAGAGGUCGAUGUCUUGCCUGUCACGACAGCAGAGAUGGAUGUCUUGCCUACCACAGCAGCACAGAUGGAUGUCUUGCCUACCACAACAGCAGAGGUCUAUGUCUCACCUGCUGCGACAGCCGAGGAUGACCUACUCAGCCAGCUUCACACCAGUCCCGAGCUGAUUGAUCUCUCGUGUACCUAUAACAAGGAUCAUCAGAGCGAUGGUUUCUCUAAACCACAGGACAACGAAAGUCCUGGAAAUGUGCACACGAUUCGAGAUAUCCUAACGGAAAUGACGGCACAGAUCGAUUUGUUUGUUGGCUCAGAUCAAGCCAAGAGUGAGACGAGACGAAAUGACCUCUUAGAACUGAAUACAUUAAGAGAGGAGGAGGAGACUCGUGAGGUGGACGAGACAGGAAGAGACCAAAAGAAAGACAGCGGUGAGGAGCUCAAGUCUUCACGUCAAUACAUCUUAGGAAACAUACAGACAAUGAAUCAAGUAGGAGCAUCUUUAGACAACACUAAAGAUGCCUUAGCUAAAGACAUGAGUCCAACUUUUGAAGAGAUGAAAGAUGUUUUAGCUGAAGAAAUAAAUCCAACUGUUAAAAAUAUGAAAGACAUGAGUCCAACUGUUGAAGAGAUGGAACAUAUCUUAGCGGAAGAAAUAAAUCCAAAUGUUGAAGAUAUGAAAGAAGUUUUAGCUGAAGAAAUAAAUCCAAAUGUUGAAGAGAUGAACGAUGUCAUAACUGAAGACAUGAAUUCAGCUUUGGCCAACACGGAAAAUUUGUUUGCUAAAAAGACGAGUCCAGCUUCAGCUUUAGACAACAUUGAAAAUGUAUUAGUUGAAGAGAUGGAAGAUCCCUUGGUUGAAGAGAUAAAUGUACCUGUUGAAGAGAUGGAAGAUGUCUUUGCUGAAGUCAUGAACCCAAUUGAUUUAGACGACGAGCAUGAGCCACUUCUAAAACAAGACCUCGAUGAGGAUACGUCUUCAACCGUUACUCUCAGAGAUUUCGUGGGCAGCUAUCAUGGCCUGGUAACUUUAACUGAUGCCUCGCCCAGCAUCGUAGGCCUGGACCAUGUAGCAGAACUUGAAACUGUCGACUACACGGAGAGCGUAAAGACCCGAGGUAAAGUUUCAGAAGAGAUAGAUAACGUCGAGGGUACGACUGGGCUGGAAGAUGAGGUAAGAACCGAAGAAGUGACUGCGUUCAAUUUAGUUGCGGAAGUAAACGUUAGACAUGAAGUGUUAGAGAAUAGUGAAGAUAUGAACAUUGUUAUAUCACAUACAACAUUUCAAGAGAACCCAGAUUUGUUGGUUAAUGUUGAAGAAAAGGGAAAUGGUUUAGAUUUAACCAAUGAAGUAAGUCUAGGCAACGAGGAAUCUGUUUCAAACAAGCUAGCUGAAGUGAAAAGUGACUUAGCUCAUGAAACUAACAAAGACAGCGAGUUUUCUUUUCCAACUCCGUGUAGGGAUGCUCUUAGUGAUAAUUAUAACCAGGGCGAAGUGUUUUUAAACAGUGUAGAACGUAAUUUAGGACAGAAGUAUUACGCAGGUCCAAAUGACGGGAGGAAGCAAAUGUUGGCCAAGGAUGCGCUGGUUGGUGAAGCAGACAAGGGGUCAGGAGGUCAGGACGAGAGCGGUCAGCAAGUCAGCCACGACGGGACGGCGCAGCAGUGUCUGGACAUUGUUGAUAGCGAGAUGACCUCUGACAAUGCUGAGAGUUUCGAGCAGUGGUCAACACAGGAGCCUGCGGCCUUUGAACAUGCAGGCUGGCAGGAAGAAAACACUGGUGUUGAUGUGGAUCAAAUGAAAGAAACAAAACUUCAAGAAGAAAAGAUUCAAGAAGAAAAGAUUCAGGCUCCUGCGGCGAGUAGUACAGAUGGGAUCAUGUUCUUGUCGGCGGAGAAUGUCGAGAGAAGUGCGUUCAGUCGAGUGCAGACUGCGUCACGAGAGAAGGACGCAGACGUCACUGUCGUGAUGCCUCUUCCAGACGAGACUCAAAGCGUGAAUGAAGCAGACGAGAACUCGUUGCUUGUGGAUGAAAAGGAAGCGGCGCCUGGAGAUUCCUCGUUUGUUGUUAAAGACAAGCAGGAGCUGGAGACAAACAUGGAAGCUGUGGUGUGUGUGGCCAGCUUGCCACAGUAUAGGGACACGUCGCCUUUUGUUGGAGACGGGAAAGAUGUUGAGCUGGAGGAGUUUGGCGUGUGCCAGGAGGGUGUACACGUGGAUGAUCUGGACGCCAGUGAGAAGCUUGCACUAGCGGCGGCUGAGAGAGACACGACGCUGGAGGUUUCCCCGGCCAAACAUCUCCAAGACGUUGAGGAGGAGACCAAGCCGCUGGUGAAAGAGACGAAAGACGGGAGGAGGCGGGUCAAGAAGGGGGCGGGGCCCAAAGCUUCACAGAAUCUCACGGAGACUGACGGUGCCGCUAAGGCCGUUAAAAAAACGCCCCAAAAAGCGAAAAGUGCAGAUGAAGGUGCUCCGUUGAAAAGUUCUGAGAGCCGUGACGUCACUGAGGCGGUGGCUUCUGCCUAUGGUCUGAGGGUCACCCAGAGUAGCCCCGCCCCAGCCUGUGGUGUCAAGAGACUCAAAAUUGUUGACGUCAAAGAUUUCCCGAAAGAUCAGCCGUGCAUUUAUCGACCAGAGGAAGCUGCAAGUAUCACGGCUGCGGCUGCUGCUGCCAAUAAAUUGAAGAUGUCAAGAACCAAGCCAGCCAGUGGGAAGAAGCCAGUGGAACCCCGCUAUGAGAAGAAAGGAACUCUGUGGAAAAGGCUCAAGUCGAUUUUAAAAGGCCCAAAACCUGCACGUCGAGACGGGAGAUUCCGCUUUGUGAAAAAAUACAAGCAAGAUUUGAAUUCCCAGACGUCAGUUGUGGUGGAUGGUCCGUCGUUUCGGCCAGCUACGGCCUCCGACUCCAUGCUGCAGAAAGGACAUAGCAAGCACGUGCAGACAACAAGCAGCCAUCUUGUGGUCAACCAGUUCAGCGCCGGGCUGGGGGCGGGGUCUAAUAUAUGUACAGAUCACAACAACACAUGGCACAAAUCAACAUCGCCGCCCAAACCACUGAAGCAUAAAACGGCGCCAGUCAAGCGGAACCAGUGGCGAAGAUUUAGACGACUCCGGGUGUUGCGUCACAGCGCUGAAAUGAUGGGCUCGCCACUACCUCCCAUCAUGAACCAGUCGGUCAGCAGCAAGAACUACAUCCGCAUGAAGGAUCCCCUCGACCAGCCCUGGGAGGAGGAGGCCAAGAGCAGGAAAACAUCGAAAGACAGAAGAACGAAAAGAAACUCUUUAAAACGGACUCAGUCUCCGCUACUGGAGCACCCCAAGGAUGCCGCCGCCUCCAGGCGAUGUGAGCUGGUCAACGCUGCCACCCCAGAGGUCUUUGAGGUCUUCUGCCAUGAGGAUGAAGAUGUUGCAGUCACUAAAGAGAUCCCGACGGUGCGAAUGUUGAUCAAGCCCCGUGUCCUGCCAACCAGUGACGUCAGCCCAGAGACGGUAGAAGAACCUGUAGAGGAACUUGCCGCCGUUGAACAGGUCAAGCUAGCUGAAGUGACCAACGCCUCAAAAAAUCAGCAGAAAAAACAAUCGUCCUCGAAACGAUGGCGCUGUACGGUCAUGUAAACCAUUGAAGCCAUACAUAAUAUUGUAUAAUAAUGUAUAGAAUGAAUGACAAAUGAAAUUUUUUAAAAAUUUAUAAUGUAUCGCUGGUUUCUAAAAAAAUAGAUUCAUCGCUCAACACAGAAGAACUCAAUUGUUUGUGUUUUUAAAGGCUUCAUCUUUUACAUUUUGAAAUUUGAUGUUUCAAAUCGUUUAGUUUUUAAUAUAUCAUUAGCCAAUGUGUUAAAUUUCCCAUCUCUAAUUAAUGUUGUACAUGUUUGACUUGAUGUGCCCCCGUCUCAAGAAGAUUCAUAUUUUAUCUAAAUGAUGUUGUACAUGUUUGACUUGUGCCUUCCUAGAAGAUUCAAGCCCUAUCUAAAUGUUGUGCAUGUUUGAUUUGAUGCGCCCCCGUCUCAAGAAGGCAUGUUCUGGGCCACAUGUUCACAGACUCACAAGCUGAAACUAGUCUUUAUUUAUCAAAGUCACAAAGCUCUCUACUCCAUGUUUUGUGCAAAUAUUUCUUAUCUAAUGUUUUCCUUCAUGAAUAAAGCAUUUAUUUUUUUAACUUAUAUUUAUAAAAGCUUAUUAAAUGUUUAUA
Physella acuta is the source of this 11374-nucleotide messenger RNA. RefSeq lists its product as uncharacterized. The record is from RefSeq and is a predicted model, not a curated record. Lineage: Eukaryota; Metazoa; Mollusca; Gastropoda; Physidae.